Molecule: messenger RNA, 846 nt
Organism: Ipomoea nil (Japanese morning glory)
Lineage: Eukaryota; Viridiplantae; Streptophyta; Magnoliopsida; Solanales; Convolvulaceae
Product: transcription factor TCP10-like
Exons: 1
Coding region: 1-846 (281 amino acids)
Biological process (GO): regulation of secondary shoot formation
Cellular component (GO): nucleus
Molecular function (GO): DNA-binding transcription factor activity; sequence-specific DNA binding
Source: RefSeq, a predicted model, not a curated record
AUGGAUCCUGUGCUUCAUCACUUGUGUGAAGGGGAAGAUGAUUCAGAAGAAGAUGAAGAGAGCUAUGGCGGCGGGGUUCAACAAUGCAGGCGGAGGAGAAAAGGGGCGAUAAUGGAGGAUGGGUUCGAGCAAGAAACGCAGAGAGUGAAGGGGAAGAAGAGAGGGAAAGGAGGGGAAGUGAUGGUUGUGAAUGGCGGCGGCGGCGGCGGCGGCCGGAUUGUCCGCGCCACCGGCCGGAAAGACCGUCACAGCAAAGUCUGCACCGCUCGGGGAACUCGGGACCGCCGUGUGCGGCUGUCGCCGAACACCGCAAUCCAGUUUUACGACGUUCAGGACCGGCUCGGAUACGACCGACCCAGUAAAGCCAUUGAUUGGUUGAUGAAGGAGGCCAAAGCUGAGAUUGAAGCCCUCAACGCUGCAACUUCCAUGAAAGAAGAAGAAGAAGAAAGGAUAAUUCUUCAGAACUGCUCAAAUAAUAAUCCCAGUUUCUCAGUUUUCCCAAUGGGAAAUAAUGUAUCUGAUUUGGACCCAAAUUGUCUCUCGUCUUUCCCAGACGCCUCUUCCUCGUCAUCAUCCAUCUUUUUCUUUGAUGAUCAGAGGCUAAUCAGUUGGAAUCUCGGCCCAGAAGAGGGCUCUUUCAAUCCACCUGUUAUAGCCCAGAACCAAGUGUUUUCUCAGAGGGAACCCCUUCAGUCCAGCUUUUUUCCUCACACUUUCUCUUACGCCGCCGCCAUGGGAGGAUUUGCCAACAAUAAUGAGCUCUCAGGGCUGUCGUCUACGGCGGAGGACCACCACCAGCACCUCUCUUCCGGCAAACCAACCUCCCUUCUGGAUUAUCAUCACUAG